UCGGUUUUGUCACGUAGCCUUUAUUUUGAAAUAAACGCAUGAAAUCAACCGGAAAUGAGAGACCUUACUGGACUGGCUUCAUCUCGUUUCGACGCAAAGCCAACGCGGGUCAAGAUUGGUUGGGAACGAAGAUAGCCAGGUGCACGGGAUCAGGAUGUCGGACGAAGACGAAGGCCCAUUGGUAAAGAAGUCGCGGAUCUUCUAUGGCAGUCUCGAGGAGAAGGAGAGAGAGCGGUUAAGCAGGGAAACCACGGGGAAACUGAAAGAUGGCGUCAAGGCUGGCAUCGCAGCUGGCAACAUCAAUAUCUCAAGCGGUGAGUCUAUGGACUUGGAGGAGCGUGUCAGUGAGCGACAGUCGGAGGUGCUAGCAGAGUUUGAACGCAGGAGGAGAGCCAGACAGAUCACCGUGUCAACGGACGAUGCCGAGGUCAAAGCCUGUCUGCGGGCUCUCGGUGAGCCCAUCAUAAUCUUUGGAGAAGGACCGGCAGAGAGGAGAGAGAGGUUGAGGAAUAUUCUUUCAGUAGUCGGGCCAGAUGCACUGAAGAAAUCAAAGAAAGACGAUGACAAAUCCAAACGCUCUCAAGAAGAGCGUCAGGAAACGUGGUACCACGAGGGGCCGAACACUCUGAAGGAAGCCAGGCUCUGGUUGGCCAAAUACUCUCUGCCUAGGGCUAUGAAGAGGUUAGAGGCUGCCCGAGCUCACAAGGAGAUCCCUGAAUCCACACGAACAGUCAAGCAACAGGAACUGCACAAGAACCUGAGAAACCUGAAUAAUUUCUGCAGCCAGAUUGGUGAUGACAGACCUAUAUCUUUCUGCCAGUUCAGCCCCAACUCUAAGAUGCUGGUGACGGCAUCCUGGAGUGGCCUGUGUAAGCUGUGGUCCAUCCCAGACUGCACCUUGGUGAGAACACUCAGAGGCCACAGCACUAACGUUGGGGCCAUCAGCUUCCACCCCCAGGCCACCCUGUCCCUGGAGGACUCUGACGUCAACAUGGUGUCUUGUGCUGUCGACGGCUCUGUCAAGCUGUGGAGCCUGGACAGCGACGAGCCUGUGGCUGACAUCGAGGGCCACUCGGCGCGGGUGGCGAGAGUAACCUGGCAUCCUUCCGGACGCUUCCUCGGGACCACCUGCUAUGACGACUCGUGGCGUCUGUGGGACCUGGAGGCUCAGGAGGAGAUCUUGCACCAGGAGGGCCACAGCAAAGGAGUCCACGACCUGCACUUCCACCCCGACGGCUCCCUGGCCGGGACGGGGGGUCUGGAUUCUUUUGGGAGGAUCUGGGACUUGAGGACAGGUCGCUGUGUCAUGUUCCUGGAGGGUCACCUCAAAGAGAUCUACAGCAUUAACUUCUCCCCCAACGGGUUCAAUGUGGCGACGGGCAGUGGAGACAACACGGUCAAAGUGUGGGACCUGCGGAGGAGGAGGUGCAUCUACACCAUCCCUGCCCACCAGAACCUGGUGUCCUCGGUCUGCUUCCAGCCGACCGACGGUCACUUCCUGGUGUCGGGAGCCUAUGACAACACAGCCAAAGUGUGGACCCACCCUGGCUGGUCGCCACUGAAGACGCUAGCAGGGCAUGAGGGCAAGGUGAUGGGCGUGGACAUGUCACCUGACGGACAACUCAUAGCCACCUGCUCCUAUGACCGCACCUUCAAACUCUGGAUGUCAGAGUGAGCACAGGAGGAGGAGAAGAAAGAGAAGUGGAGAUGGAGAAAGAAAGGAUACCCAGUCGAAAGACUGGUUAACAGUGUUUAUUUUUAUUUUUUAUUUCCAUGUUGGUUUAAUUGUUUUGUUUUUUAAAUAAAAAAGCGGAUUUCAA
Hypomesus transpacificus is the source of this 1820-nucleotide messenger RNA. RefSeq names its product PRP4 pre-mRNA processing factor 4 homolog (yeast) (gene prpf4). Gene Ontology annotation, biological process: mRNA splicing, via spliceosome. The record is from RefSeq and is a predicted model, not a curated record. Gene Ontology annotation, cellular component: U4/U6 x U5 tri-snRNP complex. NCBI's taxonomy places the organism in Eukaryota, Metazoa, Chordata, Actinopteri, Osmeriformes, Osmeridae. Gene Ontology annotation, molecular function: U6 snRNA binding; protein binding; U4 snRNA binding. Bases 155 to 1675 code for a protein of 506 amino acids. The transcript has 14 exons.